Molecule: messenger RNA, 2154 nt
Organism: Ophidiomyces ophidiicola
Lineage: Eukaryota; Fungi; Ascomycota; Eurotiomycetes; Onygenales; Onygenaceae
Exons: 3
Coding region: 1-2154 (717 amino acids)
Source: RefSeq, a predicted model, not a curated record
AUGGACGAACCAAUGAGCCCAGGAAAGUGGCAGGUGUAUCUUGCUGCUUUUCAGGAAUUCCAGAAACAAUCUGCGUUUAAAUAUAGAGCCAUGAAGCAACAGGGUGAUGAUAAACAAGAAAUCAUCCAUACAGGGAGCCAGAACAUGACAGCAGAUCCUUUAAGCACAUCAAGUGUUCAGAACUCCAGUAUCAAUGCCAGCAUGGGGACUGCAAGCACAGUCUUGACUUCCUCUAAGCUCCCGCAUUUUGCAACAGUUAAUGCUAACACUCCUCCCAGCACACUUUCAUCUAGAGCAUCUGGGAGUGGGUCUCCAGCAGUGAAUAAAAUGAAUCGAACAGAUGAAAUUCAAUUCACCACAACUAAUAAAAGUUCCCCUGAAAAGGUUUCUGCUACAGAAUCUUCUUCUACUGCUUCUUCAUUUAUGCUCAAAAUUGUCAACUCGAAGGGGUUAACCUUCGGCUCGACUCCUGAACCCUCUAUGUCGGUUAAUUUCUCAAACCCAACAAUGACUCCAAAAACUCCUGACCCGCUUGAAACGGAGACUGUUGAAAGUGAGCCUGGCACGCUGUUUCAAGGGCGCGCACAUCCCCCUAAUGGCGCUUCCAAAGAAAUCGCUGAGAAUGAUGAUUCAAGUGGAUCAGACGAGGUUGUUUUCCGCCAAGAUGAGCAUAACAGAGUCGGUCCUCCUUUGCACCAUCUCAAGCAAUUGGUUACUCCAAAUAAAAUACUUGGGUAUGUGGGGCAAUAUCCAAAAAAUAAACAUGAAAAUACGACACCAGGCCAUUCUCCGGAGAAUAAGGACAGUAAAAGUUGGCAUGCAAAGAAUAAUCCGGAGCCAAAGUUCCGUACCCAGGAGGACAAACAGGCCGCGCUUCGACGGGCUCAGGAUGAAGCAUUAAAUCAAAUUCACCGGAAACGAAUGGGAGUGGACGAAGAUGAGCCGGGUACAAGACCGUUACAUCUGGCACGCGAAGGACCGGGUACUGAUCCGACAUCUGAAAUUGUUCGACAAAUUAAAAAAAAUGUCGACGAAGCACGGGAUAUUGUGAUUCCUUGUCUUCCCCCGGUGCCAAACGAAAAAACCAGCGUAGAACUCACUACUACUGGUUACGAUGCGGUUUCACCUGCAGCGAGGCCCAGCACCGAUGGCCAUGAGAACGAAAAGUUUCAACCUGUGCUUGUUGACUGGCAAUAUCGACCUUGGUAUAAUCGUGACGACAAAUGGACCAAAGAGUUUGGCGGUUGGCUUGAAUAUACCAUGCGACUUGGUUGUUAUGUCGAUAUGGACUCAGAGCCUUUCACAAAUCCGGAUCUCCAUCCGGACGGUAUCACUGGGUUCAUCGACCCUCAUUUAGAGGAACCAAUCACUUACCUUGAUGACUCUCAAGGAGGUAAUGCACAUGCUCAUGAAACUGCGGCUGGUUACGUCUACAACUGGAAUCUGAGACUCGAUCACGAAAGGGUUAAAGAAAUUGAGGAUAAAGAAAGAGAAAUUGCGCAUAGGAAGGCGGUAGUGAAAGUCAAACCAGAGCCACACCCGUAUGCUCCGAAGACAAACGUUUACAUUCGUCCGGUCGAAGUGAAAGAUAUUCCAGGACUUACUAAGUUAUACAACUGGUAUGUCAGAGCAGCGGCCCAAUGCAUUGACUUGGAUGAUAUUUCCCAAGAAGAGAUGAAAUUGCGUGUGGAAGAGAGUGAGAAUGACAAACUUCCGUGCCUCGUUGCAGCAGAGCGAAAACCGGGAUGUGGAAAUGCGAUGAACAGCGAAGACGAGAUGGUGUAUGGCUUCAUCCUUGCAAGUGAUUUUUCAGGGCCACGGACUUCCAACAGAUAUGCAGCACAGUUGGAGUUGUUUGUCAACCCCAAGCAAUAUAAUCGCCGCAUCGGUCGAAGCUUAUUGGAUAAGAUGCUCGAACUUUGUGACCCAAAAUACGCCGCAAAGCAUGGUUAUGAUUUCGACUGUGCAGCAAAUAAACGUGAUCUUUACUGUGGUGCAGAUGUUCGGCCGUUAUCAAGACUCAUUUUCAUGGUGAACCACCCAGCAGACGAUCCAGCUGAAUACCAAUGGCUGAAGGGUUGGCUCGAAACCGAAUUUGAAUUUCAUGAGCAAGGUCUGCUCAAGGGCACUGCAAUCAAAAAUAAACAAGUGUAA